Cladophialophora immunda is the source of this 915-nucleotide messenger RNA. RefSeq lists its product as uncharacterized. The transcript has a single exon. The record is from RefSeq and is a predicted model, not a curated record. Bases 1 to 915 code for a protein of 304 amino acids. Lineage: Eukaryota; Fungi; Ascomycota; Eurotiomycetes; Chaetothyriales; Herpotrichiellaceae.
AUGUCAGGUCGGCUGGGCCACCUAUUGGCUUUUGCCGCCCUCCGCCGAGGAUUGCAAGUUCGAGGGCUAGGCCGCUCACCAGGUGCGGUCAAAGCGGACCUUGCAUGUUCGCUCGAGUCCUUCAUAACUACUACAGCUUAUUACGACGUUCCCGCGCUCCGGAGAGCCGUGACCGGCGUCGAUGCAGUUAUCUGCGCCUAUUCUCCUACGCCUCAAAUGUAUCUUGAAGCUCAAUUACUACUCCUCCGAGAGGCAGAAAAUGCGGGUGUCAAGAUCUUUCAUGCACAAACCUGGAAUCUCAACUGGCACGGAAUACAGUUUGGAGAUAUGGAGUACUAUGAUGCGCAGAUAUCGUUUUGUCGCCAAGUGGAACUCACAAGCAAGAUCCGUCCUGUGUAUGUCUUUAGCGGAGUAUUUGGUGAGCAACUUUGGGGACCGUUAUCGGGAACAUUCCCGACCAAGCGAUCAGAUGGCACCUGUACGAUUGAUUACUGGGGCGCAGGGAAUACGAAAUACCCCUGGACGUCCAUGAAGAACUGUGCAGAAUUCAGCAUCGAGCUUCUCACUACUGAAAAAGACGUUGUCGAUGGUAAAGGCGGCUUCUUUUUUGUGCGUUCAGGCUACAACACAGUCCGAGAGUUCGCAGAAGUCUACGAAAGAUUAAAGCAAGUUAAGGUAGAGCUGAUCCGCAAAGGAAGCUCGGAAGAUUUGCAUGCAAAGGUUCAAGAACUACGACGAACAAACAGCCCUCGCCGCCACUGUAAGUGGCUUGGACUCUUGGUUGCCGACCUAGCAGAGCAAGGGAAAUGGUCUAUUGGUGACUACAAGGUUUUUGAAAACAUCCAAGUUGACACCAUUGAGGAUAUCAUCCAGGAGAUUGACCCUGAAGCCUGCGGGACCACCAAAGCAGCGUAG